This is a messenger RNA of Eleginops maclovinus (Patagonian blennie), 1044 nucleotides long. RefSeq names its product dehydrogenase/reductase SDR family member 11-like. NCBI's taxonomy places the organism in Eukaryota, Metazoa, Chordata, Actinopteri, Perciformes, Eleginopidae. The transcript is spliced from 7 exons. The coding region runs from base 153 to 920 and encodes 255 amino acids. Gene Ontology annotation, molecular function: oxidoreductase activity. The record is from RefSeq and is a predicted model, not a curated record.
GACGUAAUGACGCUGAAAUACGUCCACUGUGCUGCGUUCACAUGCACCUGGCUGUGGGAGUUCUUCAUGGCCUCUAUCUCUGCAGCCAAAACGCUGUGAACCUCUCCUGUCUUUAGUGAGGGGUGUGUGUUGACAGCAGCUGAACGAGAGAGAUGAACCGGUGGAGGGGUAGAGUGGCCCUGGUGACUGGGGCCUCGGUGGGUAUCGGGGCAGCCAUAGCCAAGGAGCUGGUCCGGUGUGGUAUGAAAGUGGUGGGCUGUAGCAGGGAUGUCGAAAAAAUACAGAACCUGGCAGCUGAGUGUCAAAGUGCAGGCCACAGUGGUGUUUUGGUACCUUUCAAGUGUGACUUGAACAACGAAGAGGAGAUUCUGUCCAUGUUCGCUGCCAUUAAAGCACAGCACAAAGGGGUGGAUGUGUGCAUCAACAACGCUGGCUUAGCUCAUCCGGAGUCGCUGUUGCACGGCCAAACCAGCGGCUGGAAGAACAUGCUGGAUGUGAACGUUCUUGCCUUGUGUAUCUGCUCCCGUGAAGCGUAUCAGUCAAUGAAAGAAAGAAAUGUUGAUGAUGGGCACAUCAUCAACUUAAACAGCAUGAGCGGGCACCGUGUAGUCCACAGUACUGAUGUACAUUUCUACAGCUCCACCAAGUUUGCUGUGACAGCUCUGACAGAGGGCCUGAGGCAGGAGCUGCGUGAGGCCAACACCCACAUCAGAGCAACAUGUAUUUCUCCCGGCGUGGUGGAGACAGAAUUUGCUCCGAGGCUCUACAGCCAAAAUGCUGAUAAAGCUGCUGCUUCAUACACAAAAUUUAAGGCUUUGGAAGCAAUAGAUGUUGCUAACUCGGUAACAUACGUCCUGAGUGCCCCUCCCCAUGUGCAGAUUGGAGACAUUCAGAUGCGACCUGUGGAGCAGGUGUUGUAGUGCUGAGACACAUAAUUCAUCUCACUGGUUUACUACAAUUAUUUUAUUUGAUCAUGGAAUAGAUUGGGUUUGGAAGUUUGUACAUCAAUUUUGCAGUUAAUAAAAUGUCUGAUUGGAAGAGUAA